This is a messenger RNA of Rana temporaria (common frog), 3428 nucleotides long. RefSeq names its product inter-alpha-trypsin inhibitor heavy chain H3-like. The record is from RefSeq and is a predicted model, not a curated record. The coding region runs from base 44 to 2704 and encodes 886 amino acids. Lineage: Eukaryota; Metazoa; Chordata; Amphibia; Anura; Ranidae. The transcript has 25 exons.
GAGACUCUUCUCUGGAUCAGAUUCCCUCGAUCACAGCCGAACGAUGGGCAGCUACGGGCGCAGGACAUGGAUUCUGGCGCUGGCGAUCUGCGCCGUUCUUGGAGCGCGUCCCGGCGAUGGGGAGACGAACAUGGACAUCCACAGCAUGCGCAUGGAGACCCGGGUGACGUCGCGGUUUGCCAGAACUCUUAUCACUACGGAGGUCCAAAACCCGUCCAACUCCUCCCAGGAGGCGGUCUUCGACAUCGAGCUCCCGAAAACCGCCUUCAUCACCAAUUUCAGCAUGACCGUUGACAAGGUCACCACUGUGGGAACAGUUAAAGAAAAGGCGGACGCCAAGAGGACGUAUCAGAAGGCCGUGUCCAGGGGGCAGAGCGCUGGUUUGGUCCAAUCUACAGGAAGGAAAAUGGAACAUUUCAAGAUCUCUGUGAAUGUCGGCGCUCUGGCGAAGGUAACAUUUAGACUGACUUAUGAAGAAUUAUUAAAACGCCAACUUGGGAAUUAUGAGCUGUACCUGAGAGUGAAGCCACGAGGAUUGGUGGAGAACUUCCAGAUAGAUGUGGAGAUUCUGGAGCCGCAGGGGAUCAGCUUCCUCAAUGCUGUCGGGACUUUUAUCUCCAACGAAUUGACAGAUUUUAUUCAGAUAAAUCGCACAGAAACAAAGGCUCACAUCGAAUUUAAGCCGACGCUGAGUCAGCAGAGAAGUUGUCCGAAAUGCGUGGAAACUCUUCUGGACGGAGAUCUGAUGAUUAAAUACGACGUGAAGAGGGAAAACUCUGCAGGGAAGUUGCAGGUCAUCAAUGGGUAUUUUGUACAUUACUUCGCUCCUCCCAGCCUCAAGCGGAUCCCCAAGAACGUGGUGUUUGUAAUUGACCGCAGCGGAUCCAUGCACGGAAAUAAGAUUAAACAGACAUACGAAGCCUUCCUGAAGAUUCUGGAGGAUGUGCCCGAAGAAGAUUAUUUUGCUAUUUUAAAAUUUGAUGAUAAGGUUGAGAAGUGGAAGAAGCAGCUGGUUCAGGCCGUACCGGGGAAUAUUAAAAAGGCAAAGGAGUUUGUAUCACAAAUCACUGCAAGAGGAGGUACCGACAUUAAUAAAGCUUUACUGACCGCGGCCAAAAUGCUGACCAAUGCCACUUUUAAUAACCAGUUGCCAGAAGUGAGCGCUUCCAUAAUAAUCUUCCUCUCCGAUGGGGAGCCGACCUCCGGCACCACCAACCAUGACAAGAUCAUAGACAACGUGAAGCGGUCUCUGGAAGGUCGGGCCUCGCUCUACUGCCUGGGGUUUGGCAAUGAUGUGGAUUAUAACUUUCUAGAGAAGUUGUCCUUGCGGAAUGGUGGCCUUGCUCGUCGUAUAUAUGAGGAUUCCGACUCUGCUCUACAGUUGCAGGGCUUCUAUAAUGAAGUGGCCUACCCAAUGCUUUUGAAUGUUCACCUACAAUACUUGGACAACUCUGUGGAUUAUCUCACUCAGAACAACUUCAAACAUUACUACCAGGGUUCGGAAAUCAUUGUCUCUGGAUUCAUAGCCAACAACAGCCUGGAGAUCCUCACAGCGGAGGUGACGGCUCAAGGGGUGUCGGAGCCAUUUUCUGUAAAACUGAAGACAAAUAUCAAAGAAGAGGAAGAGGUGGAGAAAGAACAGCAUUAUGUAUUCGGAGAUUUCAUAGAGAGGUUGUGGGCGUAUCUCACCAUAGAGCAACUACUGACCAGACAAAUAUCAGUGGAAGGGGAAGAGAAAAAGAACGUGACAGAAAAAGCCCUCAACCUCUCCCUGAAGUAUAAUUUUGUCACCCCAUUGACCUCCCUGGUGGUGACGAGACCAGAAGAGGAGGACGAGGCAAAUAAGCAUUUGGUGGCCACUAAACCAAAUGAGAACGAUGAGAAGGACGAAUAUGAGUUUGAUGACAUUCCUGGUUCUCACGAUGUAGCGAGCAACGUUCAGCACAUGGAUUCCCAUUACUACGUGGAUUAUGACUCCGCCUUAGAAGAAGCCUCCAUAAAAUACAUUCGUACUGACCCAGAGGAUUUGGCUCCUGUCCAACCAACGCUGAUAACGGCUUCUACCCAAGAUGAUUGUGAAGUUUUCCACGUUCUUCUGAAGCAGCCCAAAGCCUCUGAACAGAUUUGCAUUCAAGUCUCUCAGGCUGAUGACGUUUAUAUCACAUUAAUACAUGACGCCACCUCAGGUGUCACGCUGAACGGCAGGCCGAUGGGUGACCAGAGUUUCGGGACAUUUGGUUUACUGAACACUAAGCUGGGGCUGAAGGUGGAAAUCGGGGAAGACAAGGUGGCGGUGACGCGGGGCUCGGAGCUGAAAGCCUAUAACUGGAAUUCUUCUUUUGAACUAGACGGGUUUCUCAAGAAAGACGGUGAAAAAAUAACGGUGACGAUAAAAGAUGGAGUCGGUUUCACCAUUUUCAGGGUGGAUCGGUCAUUCCGCUUGUCUUUAUUGGUAGAAGACCAACAUUCACCCACAAACCACACCAGUGGGGUCAUUGGUCAGUUAUUAAAUAACAAAACUUCUUUUCACGCCGACUCCUUGGCUGCGGGGGAUCAAAUAUUUCCACUACGGAGCCAUUCCGAUUGUGACUUCACACCGUACGGAGCAGAAAAUCGCGGUUCCUGUCUCUUCAUCUCCCUCAAAACCAAUGAUUUGAUCAGCGCAGAAAGUUACAUUGUAUCAGAUAUCUUCACAGUGCCAUAAAAAGGACAAAGGCCCUGAGCUGGUCACCACACACGGGACAAUUUCCAGGAGAUUCCAACCACUUUCCACCUCCUGGGAAUCUCACGCGUGAUCACAAGCGUUCCCCAGAAGAGAAGCGAUCCCCGGAGUUCCAUCACCGCCAGAAAUCCGUCGAUUGUUAAUUUGAAGUUUGGAAAUACAUUGGAAGCUUUGAUGAAGUUUAUUGGAAAAUCGAAAUGCAAACGGAUAAAAAAAAAAAAUCGAUGGGAAUUUCAAAGGCAAAUUAAAUUAUUCCACCGGGUUUUUUAUUGGGCCAUUUCUUUGUGAUCGAUCGAAACCACAGAUUUAUGUUUUUCUUUUGUAUUACAAUUUUGAUAAAAAGAAAAAAGGAAUUGGAAGUAUCGUCGGUCUAUGAAAUUGUUACGACUGGUGCGAAGAAAGGCGACGACGCUGACAACAGCCAAUGAGAGCGUCUUUUAUUUUUUCUCUGCUGCUCUGUAAUGUGUCGUGACCCCAUGUGGUGCCCCCUGGACCCUCACCUGCCAUCUUCCCACAAAGUGACGUUUUUUCUUUUUUUAGGAGGAUAAUGUAAAGUUUAGGGAGCGGCACGGAAUGAAAAAUGGAGAAUAUUGCGGCCCCUCGUAGUUUAUCCUUCAUUCUGCAAUAGAGAUAAUAACAGUUUAUAGAUCUUAUCUGUAUUUACACGGGAGCCUCGGAGUCUCCUCUGCGCACAUUUGGGUUUCUU